Messenger RNA from Bathycoccus prasinos, 2802 nucleotides. RefSeq lists its product with no specific name. Lineage: Eukaryota; Viridiplantae; Chlorophyta; Mamiellophyceae; Mamiellales; Bathycoccaceae. The transcript has a single exon. The record is from RefSeq and is a predicted model, not a curated record. Bases 1 to 2802 code for a protein of 933 amino acids.
AUGGAGCCGUUGUUUCGUCCUUUGAAUGCGUUUAAAUCAGAGAGACGAUUACGAAGAAGAGAGAGACGAGAAAGACGCGCGAAGAAAAUCAAACCGAGAAAAGACGAAAGAGUGUUGUUCUUUUACCUUUUUAUGUACUCACCGUACCGCUUUACUCCUUUUAUCCAACAUUAUUCACAGAGAGCGUAUAAGUUGGGGAAAAAGAAACGAUCGUACAACCAAGUGGAAUUGACGAUUGCGAAAGCGUUGAACAAGAACGCCGACGAGAAAGAUAUUUUACAAAUAUUCGAAGCGCACGAACGACCAAUUGGUAACGAUAUUCCUCGAGAUUUAGCGAACUCCGCCUUAGAGUACGAGUUACGCCUCACGAACGGGACGAGAGCGAGGUGCGUGAUUUAUCUCGUCUACGCGGAACCGAUGGGAGAGACGGGGAAGGAAACGCUGAAAAGACCGACGAGCGAACUCAUCGUCCACGGCGAAGGGAAGAUGUGGUUACCGGUGACGAGAGAGAGGUGCAAUAAGAGCUGCGAAGGGCCUAUUUUAAGCGCCAUUCAAAGGUUUGGGAAGCAAGGGAGGACGCAACCAAACUCUUCUUCGGCGACGACGACGACGACGACGACGCAACAAGAUUUAGGCGAUAAAUCAAACUGGAAGAACUCGAAGAACUUGUUCAUUUCCAUCGACGAAGCGUCGAACCACGUCAGACCGUUCGGUCCGAACAAAGUGAAGGCGUUUCGGCUGUUGUUUACGAUUUUCGAGGUAGAAAGCGACGCGAACGGACACGCAAUUCCAAACGUCAAGUUGAGCGAGGCAAAGUUUAUCGGAAGUGGAUUUUCGACGCCGAUUCGCGUGUACGCGAAUAACGACGUCCCCAAAGGCGCGGCGGCGAUGCAGGUGAGGUGUUCGCUGCAAUCGAGCUGGAUUGGCUGGAAGCAAGCGUCGCACGCGACGGAAGAGGCGUUGAAAGAGGCGUUUGCCGAUUUGCCGCCGGAGAAGCACGCCGGCGGUAAAGAAGAAAAGAAACCGAAAAAAAUGAAAACAAGCACGACCACAACGAAAACGACGAAAUCAAAAGAAGAAAAGAACGCCAAGACUUUGCUCGCGAAGGAAGUCGCGGAAGAGAAGAAGAAACAAAAGAUGCUUCUGAAAGCGGCGAAAGAACUCGAGAAGGAACGCGCAAAGGCUGCGAAGCAAGCCGCCGCGGUCACCGCCGCGCUUGGCGCAAACGGGAAAACGACGGGAAAACGAAAGAAUGGUACAGCAACAGGAGGAGCAGGAGGAGGACAAGGGCCAAUGGCAAAGAAGGGCAAGUUGAGUGGACUCCAGCAAAAGCGCAACUUGUCGCAAGCGGAACAUAUUGCCGCGAUGCAAAUGUACCAACCGUAUUUCGUCCCGUCGCAAUCGGGAGACGCCAUGAACGCCGCGAACAACGUCAGCAGCAUUUUUUCGCCGCUCGCCUCGGGCCGCUUCCCGCCCUCAUCUGCGGGUGGCCUCCGACGUUUAUCGGAUCAGAUGCCCAUAUCCGUCGCCCACAUUGCUGGGUUCAACUUGAACGAGUUGAACGCGUUGCAAACGCCGGCGACGAAUGGCAAUAACGGAAGUCCCGGAAACGCUGGCGGCACGCCACCAUCCAACGUGAUGAACAACAUGUACGGGCAAAUCAACGCGGCUGCGUAUGCGCAUCAGCAAGAACGCGCUGCCGCCGCGGCUAUUCUGAGCAUGGGAACGCCGCCGGAUCAACAACUGCAAAAUACCUUAGGCGGCGAUUCGACGUUGAUGAAAGGUUUCACCGUCGACGGGGAAUUUAUCAGUACCGCGGACUUACCGGCCAUGUGCACGCCGCCUGGGGGAUCAGCGAUGUUGGUCUCGCCAACGGAUGCGUUCUUACGCACAAAUCCAAACCUCACGACGGCGAAGAACGGGAGUAGAAAAGCAGCGAAGAAUACGGCGACGAUGAAAAAGAGCAACGGAAAGAACAACGCUCACGCAGCUUCCAUGCGAUUUGGAAACACGCCAGCGGCCAACUUGAAACCUCCAACCGCGUCGACGAUGAAGAACUUGCCGACGCUACCGUCGAUUGGUUCUCUUGGCUCCGCGUUCAAGCAAACGUCUCCGACCGCCGCGUUGAACACGACGCACGGCAAAAUGUUUUCGCAGCGAAGUUCUAUGUACAAUACCAACGCCGCCAACGGCGCGAGAGUAACGACGGCAUCUAAAAGGCAAUUACCGUUUCGCGAGAAAUCAGUCGUUGCUUCGCACAGAGUCGGCGAUAAAGAAGUCUCGUUCGCGAAGGAUACGAUGGGCGUCCCGGCUCGAACGAAUGUGAAUGGAGCGACGACGACCACGACGCGUGGCAACAAGAAUAGCACGAAGAAGGACACCGCGGCAAACAAUAACAACAACAAUAACAACAACACGAAGGUAACUGCCGCGCUCGCGGGGGGUAGAAAGGUCAGAGGACGUAAGAACUCUGUCGCGAGCGUCGGAGCUGACUUGGCGCCGACGCGUUUGCACUUUGGAGGCGUUUCGCCACCGAUGUCCACUGCGCAUAAAGGCUCGUCCCGUCGCUCGGGUGUUCCGCCGCCCAUGUCGAUGGUAUUAGAAGCAUCAAAUGUGGACCAUGAACGCAUGGAGGUGAACAACGCACCUCCAGUCGUUGAGAAGCCGAAAGCGGCGCGAUUGAGUUCCUGGUUUAAGCCGCAAGCUGAAGUCGGCGUCAGAGCCACGCGAUCGGCAUCGAAGAAACGUAAAUCGACCGACAACGUGGUGGGAGCUACCACAAACGGGGGCUUGCGAAAGUAG